This is a messenger RNA of Cucurbita pepo subsp. pepo (vegetable marrow), 2700 nucleotides long. Its product is annotated as Prolyl oligopeptidase family protein. Gene Ontology annotation, cellular component: cytosol. Gene Ontology annotation, molecular function: serine-type endopeptidase activity; oligopeptidase activity. Gene Ontology annotation, biological process: proteolysis. The record is from RefSeq and is a predicted model, not a curated record. NCBI's taxonomy places the organism in Eukaryota, Viridiplantae, Streptophyta, Magnoliopsida, Cucurbitales, Cucurbitaceae.
CAAUUUUGUUAAGAUUGAAGUGAAAGAGAGCGCUUCGACAUAAAUAUAUCCCGCUAUCCUUCUCCCCGCUCUUCGCGCCUCGCCUCCAAUUUCUUCUCUGCCAUUUCCUUUUCUCUCGCUCUCUGCGUCCUUUCUUUUCAAUUCAACCUUCUUCCUCCUUCUUCAAGCCCUCCCGCCGUAGGAUGAUCGGUCCAUUGCUCUACCCUACCGCUCGCAGAGAUGACUCUGUUGUGGAGGAUUAUCACGGCGUCCAGAUCGCCGACCCUUACCGAUGGCUUGAAGAUCCUGACGCUGAGGAAGUGAAGGAGUUCGUGCAGGAACAGGUGAAAUUGACGGAAUCGGUGCUUCAGAAGUGUGAUACUAGAGAAAAGCUCCGCGCGAAGAUCACUGAACUCUUUGAUCAUCCGCGAUAUGAACCGCCGUUUAAGCGAGGGAAUAAGUACUUCUACAAUCACAAUACUGGCCUUCAGGCGCAGAGUGUUCUCUAUGUUCAGGAUAGUUUGGAUGGAGAACCUGAGGUUUUGCUGGAUCCUAAUGCGCUAAGCGAAGACGGAACAGUCUCGUUGAGUAAUCUUUCCGUCAGCAAGGAUGCAAAAUACUUGGCGUAUGGGCUUAGUUCAAGCGGCAGUGAUUGGGUGACAAUUAAGGUCAUGCGAAUCGAUGAUAAGAAAACUGAACCGGAUACAUUGUCAUGGGUAAAGUUUUCUAGUAUUAGUUGGACAGUUGACGGCAAAGGUUUUUUCUACAGCCGCUAUCCUGCUCCCAAAGAAGUAGGAAGUUUAGAUGCUGGUACUGAGACGAAUGCAAAUCUUUAUCAUGAAUUAUACUACCAUUUCUUGGGAAGUGAUCAAUCUGAUGAUGUUUUAUGUUGGAGAGAUCAAGACCAUCCUAAAUACCUCUUUUCAGCCACUGUUACUGAUGAUGGAAAGUAUGUCCUUAUGGAAAUUGAGGAGGGCUGUGAUCCAGUCAACAAAUUUUACUAUUGUAACAUAUCGGCACUUCCUAAUGGACUUGAAGGCUUCAGGGAGAAAAAUGAGCUGCUUCCUUUUACAAAGCUUAUUGAUGACUUUGAUGCUCAGUAUCAUGCCAUUGCAAACGAUGACACAUUGUUCACCUUUAUAACAAAUAAAAAUGCUCCAAAAUAUAAACUUGUGAGAGUGGAUCUGAAUGAUCCUUCAGUUUGGACAGAAUUACUUCCAGAAUCUGAAAAGGACGUGCUAGAAUCUGCUUGUGCUGUUAAUGGCGAUCAGAUGAUAGUGAGCUACUUGAGUGAUGUUAAAUAUGUUCUGCAGAUAAGGGACUUGAAGUCAGGUUCCUUGUUGCAUCAGCUACCCAUUGAUAUUGGCUCAGUUGAUGGAAUUUCUGCUAGGCGUGAAGAUAGUCUAAUUUUCAUUGGGUUUACUAGCUUUCUUACACCUGGAAUUAUUUAUCAGUAUAAUUUGGAGUCUGGGACUCCAGAUAUGAAGAUAUUCCGUGAAAUUGUUGUUCCUGGAUUUGACCGUUCAGAAUUCCAUGUUGACCAGGUUUUUGUGCGUAGCAAGGAUGGAACAAAAAUACCAAUGUUCAUUGUGGCCCGAAAGAAUAUUGUGUUGGAUGGAUCACACCCUUGCUUGCUAUAUGGGUAUGGUGGAUUUAACAUUAACCUGACACCAUAUUUUAGUGUGAGUCGUACAGUACUUGCAAGGCAUUUAGGUGCUGUUUUCUGCAUAGCUAACAUUCGUGGUGGUGGAGAAUAUGGGGAGGAAUGGCACAAAGCAGGUUCUCUUGCAAAGAAGCAGAAUUGCUUUGACGACUUCAUUUCUUCUGCUGAAUAUCUUGUUUCUGCUGGUUAUACCCAACCCAGUAAAUUGUGCAUUGAAGGUGGAAGCAACGGAGGGCUUCUCGUUGGAGCUUGCAUCAAUCAGAGACCCGAUCUUUUUGGUUGUGCAUUGGCUCAUGUUGGUGUUAUGGACAUGCUGCGAUUCCAUAAGUUUACGAUAGGUCAUGCCUGGACUUCUGAUUAUGGUUGUUCGGACAACGAGGAAGAGUUCAAGUGGCUCAUCAAGUAUUCCCCGCUCCACAAUGUCAAGAGGCCUUGGGAACAGCAUCCUGAUCGACUUCUGCAGUACCCAUCAACCAUGCUACUAACCGCCGAUCACGAUGACCGUGUUGUGCCAUUGCAUUCAUUGAAGUUAUUGGCGACAAUGCAAUAUAUUCUGUGCACGAGCUUGGAGAAAAGCCCCCAAACCAACCCUAUAAUUGGUCGCAUCGAGUGCAAGGCGGGCCAUGGAGCCGGUCGGCCUACUCAGAAAAUGAUCGACGAAGCAUCUGAUCGUUAUGCCUUCAUGGCCAAGAUGUUGGCAGCGACGUGGAUCGAUUAGAUUUUAUAUUAGAUACAAAUCAGAGGUGGCAUUCGAGGUUCCGAGCCGUCUACAUUUUCCCGUGCUGCAACCAUUUACUCAUUGCCUCAUGAAUUUUUUAAAAAAAUUUGAGCGGCAAUAUUUGUGGCUUCCGCCAAGUCAGAAAGAAACAUAAAGAACUUCUGAUAUACGUUUCUUUUUAUGGCGAGGCUCGUAAGAAUUCUUUAUACAGGUAUUAAGAAACUUGGAAGAUUUAACGCUGGAUGAAUAAGACCUAUGCAGUGAAAAAAUGAGGGAUAAGGAUAAUAUGCUUUAUAUUUUUAUCUUCUAAAUAUAUUUACUUGAGUUACUAGUUUCAUAA